Molecule: messenger RNA, 1318 nt
Organism: Phyllostomus hastatus (greater spear-nosed bat)
Lineage: Eukaryota; Metazoa; Chordata; Mammalia; Chiroptera; Phyllostomidae
Gene: TIMM22
Product: translocase of inner mitochondrial membrane 22
Exons: 4
Coding region: 205-789 (194 amino acids)
Biological process (GO): protein insertion into mitochondrial inner membrane
Cellular component (GO): TIM22 mitochondrial import inner membrane insertion complex
Molecular function (GO): transmembrane protein transporter activity
Source: RefSeq, a predicted model, not a curated record
CCUCGUUCAGUACCACAAGAGGGAAACAGAAUAGUUCUGCCAGGUGCGCACGAAUGGAUUUGAGUUCUGCAAUUUCUUCGGACUUGCUCGAGGUGACGAAUCUGCCGUUACGGCACAGUGCCUGGGCACGCAAAGUCCGAACGUGAAGCUCGUGGAAUCUGCUGCGGGAGGAAGGACGCCAGGGUUUCUUGGGCAACUGCAGUCAUGGCGGCCUCACCGCCCAGUGCCGGUGGCUCCGAACCUGAGGCGGCGGGUUCCACCGAAGCUCAGCUGCAGUACAGCCUUCUUCUCCAGUACUUGGUGGGUGACAAGCGUCAGCCCCGGGUCCUGGAGCCUGGAAGCCUGGGCGGGAUCCCAAGUCCAGUCAAGAGCGAUGAACAGAAGAUGAUCGAGAAGGCGAUGGAAAGUUGCGCCUUCAAGGCAGCGCUAGCCUGCGUGGGAGGAUUUGUCUUGGGCGGUGCAUUUGGGGUGUUCACUGCCGGCAUCGACACCAAUGUGGGCUUUGACCCCAAGGACCCUUACCGCACUCCGACGGCAAGAGAAGUUCUUAAAGACAUGGGGCAGAGAGGAAUGUCCUACGCCAAAAAUUUUGCCAUUGUGGGCGCCAUGUUUUCUUGCACUGAGUGUUUGGUAGAAUCUUACCGGGGAAGGUCCGACUGGAGGAACAGUGUCAUCAGUGGCUGCAUCACCGGAGGAGCCAUCGGUUUCAGAGCUGGCUUAAAGGCUGGGGUCAUUGGGUGUGGAGGCUUCGCGGCUUUCUCCGCUGCAAUCGAUUACUAUCUGCGGUGAGAGUGACGGCCUGCCUGGAAGGACAGCCCCAGCCCAGGGUCAGAGCUGCUCUGAGGGGGGCGUUUUCUGCACAACCCCGGGCACUCACUUCCCACACCGAAGACAUUGAUUUUCCCUCCAGUGGCUGAUGUCGUGAGGGCGCCGCCUGGCCGCUGCGUGCCUCCAGCCUCUGAGCAGCCACGCUCCCUGCUCCUGGACUCCAGCCAGGCCGUGCGGGGACGUGCGUGCUAGCCUCUCUCUGGCAGCUUAGGAGUCAGUGUGUUGACUUGUAGAAACUAAGCUCCACAGACUCAGUCCUGACCACCCUGGCCCUCCCAUUGUUUGGUGCCGUGGGAGCAGGAGGGACUUCACACGGACGCAGGAAGCUGUUCCACCUGGGAACGCCACGUGGUCACCAUCCCACGGGUCGGGGCUGGGCCAAGUGACCUUACGCCUUCCGGCCAAUUAUGUCAUUGUGUUUAGUAUUCUGCUAUCCUUGUUAAAAAUAUGUAUUUAUAUUACAGUUUAAAUGGUUUAUUUUUACUUUCAA